AUGAGUUCAGAAGAAACUAAUCAAAAAGAAAGCAGUGAUGAAGAAUUCAAAGUAUCAAUUCAAAUUCAAAAAGAUGUGGAUGAGUUCCUUGAAACUAACUUCAAUUCAAGCCAUUCGAUCGAAACUAAAGAAAUCAUCAACUUAACUCAAAUCACUCAAACUUUGGCUAAUCAUUUAAGAGAUUUAAGAUUGAGAGAUUCGAUCGGUCAAAGUUUGGUCAUACCACACACUUUAAAGCUUUUAAGAAGAUUAAUAACCGAAUCGAAUUUAAAACCAAAUGAUCAGAUCAUCGAAGCAAUAGAACAAUUAAUGAGAGUCAUAGGAAACUUGGUUCAUACUCAUGAUAUUAAUCGAUCGAAAUCUUUAUCGUUUGAUGCUUCUAAAAUUUUUUAUGAUUUGAUUAAUUUAGAUUAUUUUAAGAAUCUUUCAAAUUUAGUUAAUCUUAUUCAACCUCAUACUCAUUGUCUUCAAAUCAUCAUUACUGUACUUUUUAAUUUAUGUUUUGAAUAUGUUCCGGCUCAUAUUGCUUAUAUUGAAGUUGGAUUGAUUAAACCACUUUCUUAUCUUGUAGAACUUAUAGGAGAAAUUCAUUUUGAAAUUCCAUUAUUAUCGAUUCGUCUUUUAGAUGAAUUAUCUUCUACAGAUGAUGCAAAACAAAUGAUGCCAAAUGAUAUUCUUCAAGGACUUUUAUCACCCACUUUUUUUAUUCAAUCAAAUGAUCUUAAUUCAUUAAAAAUCGAUCCAACUGAUAUUUCAUCCUUAAUUGAAUGUUUAAGUAUAAGUACUACGAUUUUAGAAUCACUUACAGAAACCUCUCAACCGAUCCAAAAAGCUCUCAAAACUCUUUCCAUCUCUACCCGAAAUCCCAUCAAUCCAUCAAACAAAUUAAUUAAUCCUCCUUCUGAACUUCUUAAUACAGUGGUCGGAAGACUUUUGUAUUUUGUAAGGUAUAAUGAAUUACCAAUUCAUUGGUUAGAUCAAAUCAUAAAAGAAGAAGAAGAAGAAAGUUUAAUGAAUGUGAUGAAUAAAUCUAAGGCUAAUCUUUCUAAAACUUUAAUUAAUGUGAAUGGGAUUGACCAAGAAGAAGAAGAAGAAUGGUUGAUUAGAUUACUUGUGGGAUGGGUUUCGGAAGUUGAAGUGAUUGAAAAUAGACCUGAUUUGAUGACGACUAUUGGAAUCUUAUUAGGAAAUUUCAGUUGUAGUGAUUUUAAAUCUAUAAAACUUAUUCAACAUUAUGGAAUUCUUGAUCCAUUGGUUAACGCUUUUCAAAUUUGGUCUAAUGAUGAUGAAAUUCUUGGUAAUUCAAGACCAGGUGAACAAGUUCAAGUUUUACAUUCGUUAAUUGGAUUAGCAAGAAAUUUAUCUGUUGCAGAUGAAAAUAAAGAAGGUUUGGGGAAUUCUGGUUUGAUUGAAUUGGCUUUAAAAUGUCUUGGUGAUAAGUAUGAUGUAGUUCAACCUUUGAUUGGAUUAACUUUAGGUUUCUUACGUCAUGUUUGUAAACGAAAUCUUCCUAAUGUAUUAAGGUUCAUUUCUGAACCUAAUUUAGGUUUAGAAAAAGUUAUCAAAGUUAAAAAAAGAAUUGAACAAAGGUUUAUUAAAUUAGAAGUAAUGAGAUUGAUUGCUUCUUCGAUUACUUUAAUAAAUUCGAAUCCAUCGAAUCAAAAUCAAAUAGAAGCAGAAAGUUUGAAUCAGAUUGAAAGUUUCAGUUCGAAUGAAGUGAUUGAAUGUUUGAUUGAUUUAUUGAAGAUUGGAGUUCAGAAUGAUUUAUUGUUGGUUAAUGAAGCAUUGGUUUCACUGACGAUUUUGGCUUGUAAAUAUCAAAGUGGGUUUGGUUUUGCGGUUUGGAUAGGUUAUCGAUUGGUUGGAUUACUGUUAAAGGAUGAGCAACCAAUCAAAGAAGAAGAAGAAGAAGAAGAUAAAGAAGAAGAAGGAAAAAGAGGAAUUGAUUUGGUUUUGAAGUGUUACUUAGGAUUAAAGAAAACUAAAAACGAAGAUCGAGUAAACGAAACUCAAGACCAAGAAGAUUUGAAGAUUAAAGAUUUAAAAAUGAAAAAUGAGAUGAAGUUUCAUGAGAUUAUUAAAAAGAAUUCGAUGAUCUUAAUGGAAAGUUUAAUGAAAACUUUAAGAAAUGGACCUACAAGAAUAACAAACAGAAUAGAAAAAGAUGAUGAAGAUGAAGAUCAAAAAGUCAAACAUAAUGAAGGUUUGGAAUUAUUGGAUUUGAUUAAAGAUGUUUUAAAGGGUUUAAAUAGUGAUGAAUUGAGUGAUGAAGAAAGAAAAGAUUUAAAUGAAUUAUUAAUGAUUUGA
Molecule: messenger RNA, 2307 nt
Organism: Melampsora larici-populina 98AG31
Lineage: Eukaryota; Fungi; Basidiomycota; Pucciniomycetes; Pucciniales; Melampsoraceae
Exons: 11
Coding region: 1-2307 (768 amino acids)
Biological process (GO): positive regulation of GTPase activity
Cellular component (GO): cytosol
Molecular function (GO): guanyl-nucleotide exchange factor activity
Source: RefSeq, a predicted model, not a curated record